AUUGCACGAAGGGCUACGCAAGCACAGGGACUAUGCUCAGUGAGAAGGCCAAAGGGAAGCAGCGUGCAAUCGAACCGCCCCUUGAACGGCCCUCUUCCUCGACACCACCAGACGAUUCGAGAGAACUAACAAUCCGGUUUACGGAGGGUAUUCCCGACUUUAAACUCACAGUCCGUCUGAAGGACACAGUCAGGGAUGUUAAAGCUAAUAUAGUUCAAGGUCUUCCCCAACUGAAAGACCGUCGGCUUCGUCUCAUACAUGCUGGGCGCCUGCUAACGGAUGGAACGUUCCUUCACGAAUGGCUGGCAACCCUCGAGGAACGACAGGUCCGUGCAUCCGCACGUUCACAAGAGGUUUCAAAGGAGGAUCAAUUGGUGACAUGGUUACAUUGUUCUGUUGGCCCCGUGAUCGAGCCUGGAGAGAGUGAAGAGGAGAAACCACAGGUCGCUCAACUGCAACCACUGAGGGGAUUCGAUAGGCUUGCUGCUGCAGGGUUCUCUGAAGAUGACAUCGCAAAUUUCAGGCGACAGUUUCAUAGUCAAUCGUCAUCGAAUUAUCUUGACAUUGAGUUUGAGAACGAGGAAGACUAUGACGAACACGCGCGAGCUCUUGAAGAACAAUGGAUAGACUCCAUGGACAACGUCAACACAGCCUCCAUUUCUUCGGCUUCCUCACAGAGUCUCAUUCUCCGCGGGAUUGUCAUUGGAUUUUUCUUCCCGAUCAUACCAUUUUUCUUCCUGCGUGAAACGAAGCCCGCAGUUUUCUGGGAAGAGGGUGACCACGAGAGUGGGGAGAGUGUCAUAUUUUCACGGCGCACACAAGUAGGAAUCGUUUUUGGAUUCUUGGUGAAUUUGCUCUUCGGGAUGUGGAGAUAUUUGCUGGACACGUCGUAGGUGCACAUGGAAUUCUUAUCAUCGGAACUUGCAGAGGGCCCUCGAAGACAUCUACAUCGAUCAGAAUCCACUUAUAUGGACCUUCUUCAGAGUUAAGUUGCAUGUACACUGCAAACAUGGUACAACAUUCCUAUCGAUAUCAUAAUUUAUCUGUGGAUUAUUGUCAAGCGGUUACCACACGUUGAGUGACGACCCGAUUUCCUC
Messenger RNA from Suillus bovinus, 1097 nucleotides. Its product is annotated as DUF2407 C-terminal domain-containing protein. NCBI's taxonomy places the organism in Eukaryota, Fungi, Basidiomycota, Agaricomycetes, Boletales, Suillaceae. The record is from RefSeq and is a predicted model, not a curated record. Gene Ontology annotation, cellular component: endoplasmic reticulum; Dsc E3 ubiquitin ligase complex. The coding region runs from base 33 to 893 and encodes 286 amino acids. The transcript has 5 exons. Gene Ontology annotation, molecular function: protein binding. Gene Ontology annotation, biological process: protein processing.